GCACAGUGCAACAGAGAGGUAAAAAGUUGUAAAGCUGUUCGUAGCGAAAAAUAUUUGCAACAUUAUAUUUUUUCUCCUGAUUAACAAGUUAGUGCAAAGAUGCUAUCUGCUAACACGUUGACAAUUUAUUAUUGAGUGAUAAGAAUUCGACUUCUGAGUGAGUGCAUUUGAUUCGAACGAACAUUGAAUGUUGACAAAGUUUUAACAUGACAUCAGUUUCUCCGCUACGUUUACAAGAUCGAUGAUGACGAUAGUUGUUUAAGAUGCGUGGCUAAUCGAUCACUUGUUAUCAGUUUACAAUUCCGCACCGAAAAACCAAAGGCGGACAGAGACAAGUUUACGGUUUCGUUGAAACGACAACUAGUUUUUCUACAAAAAAAAAUUGAGGUAUCCGUUUUCCGCAAUACCAAGAUGCCCGAAAACUCGAUCCGAAGCAAUGUCGAUUGGUCUAGAUAUGGAUUAGGAAAUGAUGACUCAUCUCCAUCGGAGAGAACGAGAGCGCGAGGCAGCACGGGCGGGUUCGUAGAUUUAGGAAAUGAAUACGAUUAUGGUGCAGGCGGCCAUCACGCCUCUGGACGGGAUGAGAUUUUCGCUGAAGAUCAAGGCGAUAAACCAUGGUGGCGAAGUAACUUCUUCAUAUCUCAACCGGUGCUUUUCGGAACCUGGGACGGUGUUUUCACCUCAUGUCUGAUCAAUAUCUUCGGUGUAAUCGUCUUUCUGCGAUCGGGAUGGAUAGUAGCAGAAGCUGGUAUCAUGCAUGCGGUUCUGAUAAUAUUCUGUGCUGUGGCGAUUGCGCUAGUUUCCGUUCUGUCUGCAGUUGGAAUUUGCGAACGGUGCCGAGUUGAAAGUGGCGGUGUAUAUUUUCUGAUAGCUCACACACUCGGCUCCAGAUUUGGUGGAUCGCUCGGAUUACUUUACUGUUUUGGACAAGCCGUAGGUUGUGCACUCAACGUGCUUGGUUUUGGAGAAUCCAUGGCUGGAUUGGUGGGUCUGGAAGGCAAUAAAUGGGCCAUACGAUCAUUUGCAAUAGCCGCAGUGUUACUGCUAGGAGUAAUAAAUGUAGCCGGAGUGAAAUGGGUCGUCAAACUUCAAUUUGCACUGUUGAUAAUAUUACUGAUAUCGGCACUCAACUUUAUGGUCGGAAGUUUUACUGGUGAAGAUCCAGAGCACGGUUUUGACGGAUGGGGUCAAGGAAACAUGGCACUCAAUUUGUGGCCAGAGUAUAGCUCUGGAACGACCUGGUUUACAGUGUUCGGAGUGUUUUUUCCUACUAUCACUGGAAUUCUGUCCGGAAUCAAUAUGAGUGGCGACUUGCGGGCACCAUCGACAGAUAUUCCGAACGGUACACUGGCCGCGCUAAGCACAUCAACAUUCCUGUAUAUGGUUUUUAUACUAUUUCUGGGAGCAACUUGCCAGAGAUCUACCCUUUUGACGGAUUUCAUGAUAGCUGCCAAAGUGUCGGCAAUUCCAUUUCUUCUGCUAGCAGGUAUUUACGUUUCCAGCAUGUCUUCCUGUUUAGGAGCCAUGUACGGAACGCCUCGAGUUUUGCAAAGUAUUGCCAAUGAAAAUGUGAUUCCUGGAAUUGGAAAACUUGGAAUGGGCCGCGGGCCUAACAAAGUACCUCUGUACGCAAUGGCCGUAGUAGCUACGGUAACCACUGCCUUCAUUAUCGUGGGUGACAUCAAUACGUUGGCACCGAUCGUUACAAUGCCGUUUCUGUUGACGUACGCGUGCAUCGACUAUUCGUAUUUUGCGCUGGCACAGACAUUCGAUAUCCAGAACAGUCGGGAGGAGCGUUUCCGGAUACAAGCGCAAAGUCCAUUGUACGAGAGCAGGAAUUAUGGAACGGCCGGUGACUAUCACGACAAUAAUGAUUUGGACCAGCUGUUUCCGGAGAGAACGAGACACAAGAACCUAUCGAGCCCUACAAAUUCUCCACAUCACGUGCCUUCAACAACAGCCAACAAUAAUCGCACCAUUGCCAACGGAGCUGCAAAUAGCAGCCAUCCUAACGGUGGUCUAUCCAACAGUACGUCGAUCAACAGCGAAGUAAUAUUUCGUGAUGGAACUAACAGCAACAACACCGGAGGAGCCAGCUCGUUGGACGAAGCUGACGAUGAACCCAUAGCCCCGAUCCGACCACCGAUUCAUUCCAAGACGAAAAACUGGUAUUCCGGGUUCUGCAAUCGGUGGGCUUCGCUGAUGGGAGCUGGUGUAAAAGUGUUCGUGAUGAUUCUGGUCAACUGGGUGUUCGCGUUAAUCUGCAUGGGCACCGUGUUCGUUGUAUGGUUCUACGUGGGAACAGCAAAUCCGGCUGUGAAACCUGGUUUGGCACACGAGUUUCGCUUCUUCGUUUGGUUGAAAAAUGGCGUUUUCAGAUGUUUUGGAAAACGAGUACACGACUACGAACAGGUGGUGGUGACGCCUUCAUGUCCGAAUGUCCCACUGGCAGCCGCCCAACUGAACGAGGAGAACGAAGACUUUGCCUCACGAAGGCGCUAUCAUCAAUCGGCCAUGGUCCAGGGACAUUACGUGGACGAUGUGUGAGUGAACGGCUUUAGCACAUUGGCUAACUAUACUCAAUAAACCAAGCAUAACACAAAUAACACACUAAACGGUAGAUUUUGUGGUAGCUAGAACCUUAGGAUCAAUAUAUGUACAUUCGUUUAUAUGGAUAAACAUUCGUCAGAAGACCACCAAAGCGAACUGAUAGUCUGAAGAGACGCGCUAGAAGAAGAAAAAAAUGUAUUUUGUAGUACGAGACACAUGGAAAUGUUUCUAUGAUUAUUCAUUAAAAUUAAGCAAAUUUCGCGCAAUCUUAAGCAAUAAGUGGACUCGGCAAAUUUUGGAUUAGAAAGAAUAAGGUUCUACUAAUGUAAAUACUGUACUGUAGACUAACGAAAUUAAUUUAAAAUAUUUUAUUUAUCAAGAUGAAAGUUAUUUAUGCUAAAAUGUACGCCCACUACUAUUGCUACCAGUGUAUUGAAGAUUAUAGUUUGUUGAGAUUCGCAGCUGAUUAUUAUUUUUUCUAAGAUUAAUCUGAAAAUGUUUUGUGAAUGCAUAUCUAUAAGGCACUUAAAUGUUAUAUGGCAUUUAACAAGGAGCUGUGUAAUACACUUACUGCUUGUACGACUAUUACAAAUUAUUAUUUCUAAACUCGCUGUUCGUCCUCAACUAUAAUAGUAAUCUAAUUUUUGAGUUUUAUUUUUAAUAAAAUUUAACAUAUUUUCCAAUAAACUUCUAUAUAUUCAUA
Molecule: messenger RNA, 3253 nt
Organism: Malaya genurostris
Lineage: Eukaryota; Metazoa; Arthropoda; Insecta; Diptera; Culicidae
Product: solute carrier family 12 member 8
Exons: 5
Coding region: 412-2547 (711 amino acids)
Biological process (GO): chloride ion homeostasis; cell volume homeostasis; chloride transmembrane transport
Cellular component (GO): membrane
Molecular function (GO): potassium:chloride symporter activity
Source: RefSeq, a predicted model, not a curated record